CCCAGGCCCGGGCUGGGCUUCCCAAGCGGCGCCGCGUGGCGCGAAGGGUCUGGGGCCCCGCGGCGCCGCUCAGCUCGCCCCUCCUCUGCAACUUUCCCGGUCCGCCACACUCCGCCUGGCGGGAGUCAGCGGGGCAGGGGCCCGGGAGGGCGACGCUAGGAGCCGCGGCGCCCUCGCUGCCUGCGCGAGCCCGCGGGCUUCGCCGGGGCAAGGAGGACGCGGCCCUACCACGUCCCACGCGGCCCGGCCCGGUUGCCCCGCGGCGGCGGCGGCGUGCGAGCCGCGUCCGACCCGAGUGACUGCAGAGACCCCGGGAUCCAAUGAUAGCUGGACAAGUCAGUAAGCCCUUGCUGUCAGUGCGGAGUGAAAUGAAUGCGGAGUUGAGAGGUGAGGACAAGGCUGCUACUUCAGACAGCGAGCUGAAUGAGCCCCUGCUUGCGCCUGCGGAAUCAAAUGACAGCGCGGACACUCCCAGCAAGCUCUUCGGGGCCAGAGGAAACCCGGCACACUCAGACCCAGGCACUCCUGACCAACACCAGGCCAGUCAGACCCACCCCCCAUUCCCGGUUGGGCCACAGCCACUUCUGACAGCCCAGCAGUUAGCAUCCACUGUUGCAGGCGUGAUGCCAGGAGGCACGCCAGCCCUCAACCAGCCUAUCCUCAUCCCCUUCAACAUGGCCGGACAGCUAGGAGGGCAGCAGGGGCUGGUUCUCACACUGCCUACCGCGAAUCUCACCAACAUCCAAGGGCUGGUAGCAGCAGCUGCAGCCGGAGGCAUUAUGACCCUGCCAUUGCAAAACCUACAAGCUACCUCAUCCCUGAGCUCCCAGCUCCAGCAGCUCCAGCAGCUCCAGCAGCUUCAGCCGCCGCCGAGCAGCCAGCACCCGCUGCCCGCCCCGCAGGCGCCCCCGCCGGGCCUGCCCGGCCCGCAGCCCGCGCCGCCCCAGCAGCCGCCCGCCCCCGCGCCGCAGCCCCCGCAGCCUCCGGGCCAGCCCCACCCCCAGGGCCGGAGCCAGCCGUCUCCGACGCAGACGAGCGCCAGCCCCCCUCAGAAACCCAGUCCGCCUCCGGGACACGGCCUCCCGUCGCCGCUCACACCGCCCACUCCUCUGCAGCUGGUUAAUAAUCCACUAGCAAGUCAGGCUGCAGCGGCUGCAGCAGCCAUGGGCUCCAUAGCCAGCUCACAGGCCUUUGGCAAUGCCCUCUCCAGUCUUCAGGGGGUCACGGGCCAACUAGUUACUAAUGCACAAGGACAGAUUAUUGGGACCAUCCCUCUGAUGCCAAAUCCGGGACCAUCAAGCCAGGCAGCAGGCGGCACUCAGGGCCUUCAAGUGCAGCCGAUCACCCCCCAGCUCCUGACAAAUGCUCAGGGCCAGAUCAUUGCCACGGUCAUCGGGAACCAGAUCCUGCCAGUGAUCAACACCCAGGGCAUCACGCUGUCACCCAUCAAGCCUGGCCAGCAGCUCCACCAGCCCUCCCAGACGUCAGUGGGUCAAGCAGCCUCCCAAAGCAACCUUCUGCACUUGGCCCACAGCCAAGCAUCCAUGCCUCAGAGCCCCAUCCGGCAGGCUUCCUCUUCCUCCUCCUCAUCCUCCUCUUCUUCGGCUUUGAGCGUGGGCCAGUUAGUCAGCAAUCCUCAAACGGCAGCGGGUGAGGUGGAUGGGGUAAAUCUGGAGGAGAUCCGAGAAUUUGCCAAAGCUUUUAAAAUCCGGCGCCUGUCCCUUGGCCUGACGCAGACUCAGGUGGGACAGGCCCUCAGUGCUACAGAGGGCCCCGCGUACAGCCAGUCUGCCAUCUGCAGACACACCAUCCUGAGAAGCCACUUUUUCCUACCACAGGAAGCCCAAGAGAACACUCUAGCUAGCAGUCUGACAGCCAAACUGAACCCUGGCCUUUUGUAUCCUGCCAGGUUUGAAAAGCUGGACAUCACUCCUAAAAGUGCCCAGAAGAUCAAGCCGGUGCUUGAGCGGUGGAUGGCUGAGGCUGAGGCCCGCCAUCGAGCCGGUAUGCAGAACCUGACCGAGUUUAUUGGGAGCGAACCGUCCAAAAAGCGCAAGAGGCGCACCUCCUUCACGCCCCAGGCCCUUGAGAUCCUCAAUGCCCACUUUGAGAAGAACACACAUCCCUCUGGGCAGGAAAUGACCGAAAUUGCUGAGAAGCUGAACUAUGACCGGGAAGUAGUUAGAGUUUGGUUCUGCAAUAAGAGGCAAGCCCUGAAGAACACAAUUAAACGCUUAAAACAACACGAGCCCGCCUCGUCAGUCCCUCUGGAGCCCUUAACAGACUCUCUGGAAGAAAACUCCUAAAGAGACGCCCUUCCUGGGUCAGGAGCAAAACCCACAGAAACCUAACUCCGCCCUUGGGACUCCUUGAAAAAGAAGAAGAAGAAAUUAAAAAUCAAACUUAAAAACCACCCCGACCAUCACGUUUGUAAGUAAAAGACUAAACAAACUACCAAGUGGACAGAAUGGUUUAUACAUAUCCGGUGGUUUCCCAAAAAGAAAACAAAAAAAUUUUUUGAACAUUUUUAAACAAAGA
Manis javanica (Malayan pangolin) is the source of this 2538-nucleotide messenger RNA. It is a transcript of the gene POU6F2, whose product is annotated as POU class 6 homeobox 2. Lineage: Eukaryota; Metazoa; Chordata; Mammalia; Pholidota; Manidae. The record is from RefSeq and is a predicted model, not a curated record. Gene Ontology annotation, biological process: regulation of transcription by RNA polymerase II. Gene Ontology annotation, molecular function: RNA polymerase II cis-regulatory region sequence-specific DNA binding; DNA-binding transcription factor activity, RNA polymerase II-specific.